UGAAAUAAUUUUGAACACUCUCGUUGAAAACCUAGAGGAAAAACAUGCCAACCAUAAACCCACAACUAACCCAAUGAUCAAAUCCAACUACCAACACCAACCCACCAAACCGAGGAACAAAUAUAAAAAGUUUAUAACAAAUAUAAAAGUUGAGGAACAAGCGAGGCGAAGAUUGUGAAAAUCAGCAUUUUUAAGGGGGAAAACAGAGGGAAAAAGUGAGAGGAAAAGGGAGAAAGAAAUGGCAAGAGCAGGAGGGAUAACGAACGCCGUGAACGUAGGGAUAGCAGUCCAAGCCGAUUGGAAGAAUCGCGAAUUUAUCUCUCACAUUUCCCUCAAUGUUCGCCGCCUCUUUGAGUUUCUCCUUCAAUUCGAGGCUACGACGAAGAGCAAAUUAGCAUCACUAAACGAGAAACUCGACACCCUGGAACGUCGUUUGGAGCUUCUUGAAGUUCAAGUUGGAACUGCUUCCGCUAACCCUUCUCUUUUCACUUGCUUCAAUAUUUUAGCUGCUUAAAAAGCAUACGUUCGUAGAAAGGAGAAUUUAUGGUUGUAACCGAAACAUUAACACAAGGUUAGCCAGUUUUUCCUCCAAAAACAACGAUUCAAGUGCAAAUAAUAGUCUAAAGGAAGAGGCUGAAGCACUGCUUGACAGCUGAAAAUUCUGACUUCCACCGUGAUAGACAAAAGGAAAGUGGAUUUAAUUGUGAUGGUUGGUUAUCUCCUUAACUAGAAGAAAACCAAAAUUGUGGGCUUGACUGGAUCCUAGAUU
Hibiscus syriacus is the source of this 769-nucleotide messenger RNA. Its product is annotated as protein BRICK 1. NCBI's taxonomy places the organism in Eukaryota, Viridiplantae, Streptophyta, Magnoliopsida, Malvales, Malvaceae. The coding region runs from base 239 to 514 and encodes 91 amino acids. The record is from RefSeq and is a predicted model, not a curated record. Gene Ontology annotation, molecular function: protein-containing complex binding. Gene Ontology annotation, biological process: cell motility; actin filament organization; regulation of actin polymerization or depolymerization. Gene Ontology annotation, cellular component: SCAR complex. The transcript is spliced from 3 exons.